UUUAAGGCAAGGGUUCGAAAGGGAAAAGAAAUGCCUUCGGCAAUAAAAGGUAUUUUUAUACGGCAUACGCCGGAUGUCUACAUACAGAGACUGUUGAAGGAGAAAUACGUAGACGAGGUUGGGCUCAUUAGAGAAGGCCGCUUCUCCAUUGGCCUCCGUCCGCUCGGCUCAUACUCGUGUAAGAGCCGUAUCCGAGCCGUGCAAAGUGGGCAAGAACCGCUAGCUCGGAGCCGGAGCACCUCCUCGUCGCGUGCCGUGGUCAGCCCCAUGCCCACCACAAAAAAGAGAGUGUUUACGUUCGGCAAAGGAAAGAGCGAGGGAAACAAGGGCAUGAAGUCUUUGUUAGGCGGGAAGGGAGCAAACCUGGCAGAGAUGUCGAGCAUAGGGUUAUCAGUGCCCCCCGGGCUCACGAUAUCAACAGAGGCGUGCCAAGAGUACCAGGAGAGCGGAUGCCAGCUGCCAGAUGGACUGUGGGAGGAGGUAUUGGAAGGGUUACGGACGGUCGAGAUGGAGAUGGGAGCUUUCCUUGGGGACCAUUCCAAGCCGCUCCUCCUGUCUGUCCGUUCCGGUGCUGCUAUAUCCAUGCCUGGGAUGAUGGAUACUGUCCUUAACUUGGGCCUAAAUGAUGAAGUGGUUGCUGGUUUAGCUGCAAAAAGUGGAGAACGCUUCGCUUAUGAUUCAUAUCGACGCUUCCUAGACAUGUUUGGAGAUGUUGUUAUGGGCAUACCACAUUCAUUGUUUGAGGAGAAACUAGAAGCACUGAAGGCUGCCAAAGGAGUGAGUCUUGAUGCUGAUUUAACAUCUUCUGAUCUCAAAGAGCUUGUUGCAGAAUACAAGAAAGUAUACUUGGAAGCUAAGGGUGAACAGUUUCCUUCAGAUCCGAGAAAGCAGUUAUAUCUGGCUAUUCUAGCAGUUUUCGAUUCAUGGGACAGUCCAAGAGCUAUCAAGUAUAGGAGCAUCAACCAGAUAAGUGGAUUAAAGGGGACAGCAGUUAAUAUUCAAUGCAUGGUGUUUGGGAACAUGGGAAACACUUCAGGGACUGGCGUUCUCUUCACAAGGAAUCCAAGCACUGGUGAAAAGAAGCUCUAUGGGGAGUUCCUUAUCAAUGCACAGGGGGAGGAUGUAGUUGCCGGAAUUAGAACGCCAGAGGACUUGGAUGUCAUGAAGCAAUGCAUGCCAGAAGCCUAUAGAGAGCUAGUGGAGAACUGUGAAAUUCUUGAAAGGCAUUAUAAAGAUAUGAUGGACAUUGAAUUCACCAUUCAGGAAAAUCGGCUGUGGAUGUUGCAAUGCAGAUCAGGGAAGCGCACUGGAAAAGGUGCAGUGAAGAUUGCUGUGGACAUGGUGAAGGAAGGGCUUGUCGAUAUUCGUUCUGCCAUCAAGAUGGUGGAGCCCCAGCAUCUGGACCAACUUCUCCACCCACAGUUUGAGGACCCAUCUGCAUAUAAAGACAAAGUCAUUGCAACGGGCUUGCCUGCAUCACCUGGGGCUGCAGUGGGUCAGAUUGUUUUCGGUGCUGACGAUGCCGAAGAAUGGCACGCACAAGGAAAGAGUGCCAUCUUGGUGAGAACAGAGACUAGUCCGGAGGACGUCGGUGGCAUGCACGCAGCCACCGGAAUUCUGACUGCAAGAGGUGGCAUGACCUCUCAUGCAGCUGUGGUUGCCCGUGGCUGGGGAAAAUGUUGUGUUUCUGGAUGCUCAGAGAUCCGUGUAAAUGAUGCGGACAAGGUUGUUGUGAUUGGGGGGAAAGUGCUUAGGGAAGGUGAGUGGCUAUCACUUAAUGGGUCGACAGGAGAAGUGAUCAUGGGGAAGCAACCGCUCUCACCUCCAGCUCUAAGUGGCGAUUUGGGGACCUUCAUGUCUUGGGUUGAUGAACUAAGGUAUCUCAAGGUUAUGGCAAAUGCUGACACACCUGGGGAUGCACUAACGGCAAGAAACAAUGGUGCACAAGGGAUCGGACUUUGUAGGACAGAGCACAUGUUCUUUGCUUCAGAUGAAAGGCUAAAAGCUGUGAGACAGAUGAUAAUGGCAGCGACUCUUGAACAGAGAAAAGCAGCAUUAGACCUCCUCUUGCCCUAUCAAAGAUCCGACUUUGAAGGCAUAUUUCGGGCAAUGGAUGGUCUUCCAGUGACGAUCCGUCUAUUGGACCCUCCACUCCAUGAGUUUCUGCCAGAAGGUGAAAUUGACGAGAUUGUUUCUGAACUAUCUUCUGAUACUGGGAUGACUGAAGAUGAAGUUUUUUCAAGAAUUGAAAAGCUGUCUGAAGUAAAUCCGAUGCUUGGUUUCCGCGGUUGCAGGCUUGGUAUUUCAUAUCCGGAGCUGACUGAAAUGCAAGCAUGUGCUGUCUUUGAGGCUGCAAUUUCUAUGACCAAUCAGGGUGUUAAAGUUCUUCCAGAGAUAAUGGUCCCUCUUGUUGGAACACCACAGGAAUUAGGGCAUCAAGUGAGCCUGAUACGAAGUAUCGCUGAUAAAGUGUUCUCUGAGAUGGGCACCUCCUUAAACUAUAAGGUCGGGACCAUGAUUGAGAUCCCCAGAGCUGCCCUUGUUGCUGAUGAGAUUGCAGGACAAGCGGAGUUCUUCUCAUUUGGGACUAACGACCUCACACAGAUGACAUUCGGAUACAGUAGAGAUGAUGUUGGCAAGUUUCUUCCUAUUUACCUAGCCAAGGGUUUGCUCCAAAGUGAUCCCUUUGAGGUGCUUGAUCAAAAAGGCGUCGGUCAGCUCAUUAAGAUGGCAACUGAGAGAGGACGUAGGGCAAGACCUGACUUGAAGGUCGGAAUAUGUGGAGAACACGGCGGAGAGCCUUCCUCUGUCGCAUUUUUUGCUGAGGCUGGAUUGGACUAUGUUUCUUGUUCCCCAUUCAGGGUCCCCAUAGCUAGGCUUGCAGCAGCUCAAGUGGCAGUUUGAGAAGAGAGACUUCAACAAGGAAGAGUGGUAGGAUGAAGGACGCCACCAUUGGAUUGGCAAUUGUAUGUUACCUCCCUCCCCCAUCAUGAUUAUCUGUAAAUGGACCAUCUUCAUAAUCAUAAUCAUUACUACAAAAUGAUUCUACAAUGUGAUUAUCGAAUGUAAUAAUCAGUCACAGAAAUGUCUAUAAAAGGUGAAAAUUUCCAGCA
This is a messenger RNA of Magnolia sinica, 3113 nucleotides long. RefSeq names its product pyruvate, phosphate dikinase 2. NCBI's taxonomy places the organism in Eukaryota, Viridiplantae, Streptophyta, Magnoliopsida, Magnoliales, Magnoliaceae. The transcript has 20 exons. The record is from RefSeq and is a predicted model, not a curated record. Gene Ontology annotation, molecular function: ATP binding; kinase activity; pyruvate, phosphate dikinase activity. Bases 31 to 2904 code for a protein of 957 amino acids. Gene Ontology annotation, biological process: pyruvate metabolic process; phosphorylation.